AUCGGCCUCUUCAUCCACAGCAAUGCUAGCUCGAAAGGACCUCUUUCCUGCCUUACAAAACAACUUUCCUGUCUUCGGCCCAGUUAGCCUGAUGGUCAGGCCUGAAAUUGACGAUGCCUUAGUCUUUAGCACCAAGGUCUACCAACACUACCUUGGCAACGCAACUAUCGAUCGUGACCACAUCAAAGAGCUAACUAAGAUGAACACAGACUACUCUUUUGCCGUACCACACGACCUGACGACCCUCUACCACGCUCGGGUUCCUGGUCUUGCUACUUACCGCUACGAGCUGAAGCACCGAUCCCAGUUGUCCAUGGGAGAUUUCUUCAAGACGAAUAUAGGGCGUCAAUGGAUUUCUCAUGGCGACGACCUGUACUACUUAUUCGCCGGCGGGCCGCUCCUCAACCCCAGCAGCCUGCCAAGCCGCCCGCGGGAUCUGCAAAGCGAGGAGGACCUCCGCCUCAGAGACAUCAUCACGACUAUGUGGACGAACUUCGCUGCCACGGGCAACCCCACCCCUGACGAUGCCCUGGGCUUCAAGUGGGAGGCAGCGACCGAGGACGACCUCCGCUAUCUCGCCCUUACGCCCUUCCCCGUCAUGGAGGCCGACCAGCGACAGGAGGUGCGGGAUUUUUAUGCUUCUCUGCCAACGAAGAUGAAUCAAAUUCACUAUUCUGAUGGUGGCGUCUACAGGGAAGAAAGUUCCUGUCUCGUAUGCCAGGAAGACCUGUAAAUCCAUUAUUGGCUGCCACGUGCAAUGCUUCCUUUCAUUGAAAUUAUUGUAACGAUACAGUGCAUUUAUCGGUUUACAGUAAGAGUUAUCUUAGUAUUAUAUUUUACCCAGUUUUUUAUUACUAUUGUUAUGACUGUAUCCCAUACAUAUAUAUAUAUAUA
Penaeus vannamei (Pacific white shrimp) is the source of this 894-nucleotide messenger RNA. The record is from RefSeq and is a predicted model, not a curated record. NCBI's taxonomy places the organism in Eukaryota, Metazoa, Arthropoda, Malacostraca, Decapoda, Penaeidae.